ACAACAGACAACAGCGCCCCCUGGCUACAUGCAUGAGUCCUGCAUCACGCUUGGAAUAAAAGCUCCAUCAUCCUCCUGCGAUACGAGCAUCGUUUUGGUGGAGCUAGGACAUCCUCCCAGCCCUUCGACACUCAUGACUGCCGAAUAGGGUCGCUCUCUAACGGACAAACCAGAGGGAUAUAAAGACAGUAUUAUGGCCAAACACCGUAAAGACAGAGACAGCUGGGGUGAGUGGUCCCUCAGUGAUAAAAAUGUCUACGACUGGAGCUCAGAGGAGGAGGAGCCGGAUGGACGGGCCCGGCCCGUGCAGGUGCUGCUGGUCAAAGACGACCACACCUUCGAGCUGGACGAGGCGGCGCUGAGCCGCAUCCUGCUGGCGGAGGAGGUCAGAGACCGAGAGGUGGUGGCCAUCUCUGUGGCCGGAGCUUUCCGCAAGGGCAAGUCCUUCCUCAUGGACUUCAUGCUGCGUUACAUGUACAACCACGCAUCUGAAGGCUGGCUCGGAGAAGCAGACGAGCCUCUGACGGGCUUCUCCUGGAGGGGGGGCUCAGAGAGGGAGACCACCGGGAUCCAGAUCUGGAGUGAGGUCUUCCUGGUGGACAAGCCAGAUGGAAAAAAGGUCGCUGUAUUGCUAAUGGACACACAAGGCACGUUUGACAGCCAGUCGACGCUGAGGGAUUCAGCCACUGUGUUUGCAUUGAGCACAAUGAUAAGCUCCAUGCAGGUUUACAACAUCUCACAGAAUGUACAAGAGGACGACCUGCAGCACUUACAGCUUUUCACUGAGUACGGCAGACUAGCUAUGGAAGAGACUUUCCUCAAACCCUUCCAGUCCAUGAUUUUCCUCGUUCGAGACUGGAGUUUUCCAUAUGAGUUUCCCUACGGACAGGAGGGAGGCAUGAAGUUCCUUGAGAAGAGACUUAAGAUCUCAGAGAACCAGCAUGAAGAGCUGCAGAACGUGCGUAAACACAUCCACUCCUGCUUCACCAACAUCUCCUGUUUCCUGAUGCCUCACCCCGGCCUCAAAGUGGCCACCAACCCACACUUUGAUGGAAGAAUUAUAGAGAUCGACGGCGAGUUCAUCAACAACCUGAAGGUUCUGGUCCCGUGGCUUCUCAGUCCUCGUAACAUCGACGUGAAGGAGAUCAACGGCAGCGAAAUCACCUGCAGAGGCCUGUUGGAGUACUUCAAGGCAUACAUCAAAAUUUACCAAGGUGAGGAGCUGCCACAUCCAAAGUCCAUGCUGCAGGCCACAGCAGAGGCGAAUAAUUUGGCAGCAGUAGCAGCCGCAAAGGACCUGUACAACAAGAAAAUGGAGACGGUCUGUGGGGGUGACCGGCCCUUCCUUGCCCCCAGCGAGCUGCAGACCCGACACAGCCUCAUCAGGGAGGAGGCCCUACAGGUGUUUCGGGGCGUGAAGAAGAUGGGAGGCGAGGAGUUCAGCCGCCGCUACCUGCAGCAGCUGGAGGGAGAAAUCGACGAGGUGUUUGUCCAGUACAUCAAGCACAAUGACUCCAAGAACAUUUUCCACGCAGCCCGGACGCCGGCCACCCUGUUUGUGGUCAUCUUUGUCAUGUACGUGGCUGCGGGCAUCACAGGCUUUGUGGGCGUGGACGUCAUUGCCAGCUUGUGUAACAUGAUCCUGGGUCUGGCAUUGAUCACUCUCUGCACCUGGGCCUACAUCCGCUACUCCGGGGAAUACCGAGAACUGGGCGCCGUCAUCGACCAGGUGGCCGGUGCACUGUGGGACCAGGGAAGCACAAAUGAGGCUCUCUACAAGCUGUACAAUGUAGCGGCCAAUCACAGGCACCUGUACCACCACGCCUUCCCCGGCGGGCCUCAGGUGGACAAGGAUGCAGAGGAGCAGGACAAGAAGAGGGACUAAUUAGAUAAGACAGAAUAUAGCAGGGACUUAAUGGUGAGGAAGAGGAGGAGGAACAUCCUCACCCAUCAGGCACUCCUUUAUUCUGCUAUUGGCUGGUGCUGCCCACCAGUACAUCCACUACUUUAAACCUUAUAACGGACUGUAUAAUGUUCAUGUAUAGGCAGUGUCAGAGCAUCCUCUCAGUAGGUGCCUGUUUUCAAAGGAUGGAUGCCGUUUAUUUCAUUGUCUCACUUUCAACUGUACAGAUACUGCAGGCUCUCCUUGAGGAGACCUCGGCAUAUCCAACCUCCAGUCAGCUGUUGAUUUCACAUCAGACGGGUUCCCCCCCCCCAUCAUUUAAUUGUCACGACGAUGAUUUUCAAAGUAUAGCCAAAUCUGUGAAAUCCCCAUUUGUGACGGUUGUUCUGUUCUUUGAAGCUUAGUGGCGUUUAUAAGAAACAAUAUCUAUGAUCUGCUAUGUUUUGAAAGCCAAAAUAUGUACUGAUUGUUUAAUAAUGAAGCGUUACAAGCACCAUCAGCAUGGUAAGUGGUUAAUGUUUGUCAUCUUUAAGCUCUUAAACCAGGUCUACUUUAUAAAAGCAUUGAGUUUUAAUGGUUGUGACAAAGUGGUAUUGUGCCAUAACAUGUAAAAAUGAUUUCACAUCUACUGCAGCCUGCCUCCUGCUAAAUGCACACACUCAAUGGCACAUUUGAUUAGUUGUAUGCAGUUUUUGUUUUGUAGGUGGAUUUCUGCAUCAGGGAGUUGCUUUGUGCCGACACGUACUGUACUUUGAAAUACACUGGGUGAAAAAACAAAAACCGAAUAGUUCAAAGUUUACACAACACAGCUGACAUUAUCUCUCACUUUGUAGUCUGCUUGCAGUUUCGUAAUUAUGCAGUGAUCCUCUAUACGUGCGUUUGGUCUUUGAGGUUGAGGGGAAAGAGCGUGUUUGGUUUCCAUUGUGAUGUAGAGGUGGUGGGUGAAACCAUUGUUGUGUUUCUCACUGAAUGUUCGAGCAAAUCCGAGGAAUGUAGCUAUUCUGUGGCCACUGAGGAAUCAAAGCUAGUUGUUAUUAGGCGGGGCGACAGGCCCGCUUUGGAAAAAGGAUCCUCAUUCCACAUCUCUUGUAUCAUCUUCACAGACUUAACUUGAAUCAUCUGUGAAAAACUGUUGCACGGUGAAAGAAGCCAGGCCCCCCCGACUUUUUUUGGGUUUCCAAAACAGCUUGCAUUUGUAAACAAAAGGCUUGUAUCAGUGACAGGACUUUCUGGUGUUUGAAUACGUUGGCUUUGUAGACUGUUACUGUACAUUUUGUGUAACUGUGGUUAUUGUUUUUUAGCUCACUGAAUAGCCCAGAAUCAUAGCGCUCACUGUAAAAACGUCUGCAUCACAUAUAGCUGCAGCAUUGAAAUGUUUUUUUUCUUUUUUCUGGUCACCAACAGUGCAGGAACACUGUCAUGCAUAUUUAGCAAGUUUAUACUGAGGUUUGACCUCAAGGGUUGGAAAUUUAAAGGCACUGCAAGAGAGUGGCUUCUAGAGUCUUCCACAAUAUAUAAUCAACAUCAGUGAGGCCUUCACGCAAAGAACGAUCUAAGUCCAGUUUAAGAUUCGUGAGGUUUUGAAAUCCACUUUCUUCAUGGCUGUGUUGGAGUGUCCAUUCAUAAGUCAGAAAAGUAGCAUUUGUUUACAUUGUGUUUACACUCCAAAUGAAAUGGUAAUUGAAGAUUGUAUCUGUUAAGAAAAAAGAAAAUGUAACACAACCUAUUAUUCUUGGAUUUAACAAUUCAUUCCUGAAGCCGCCCCCAUCGACUCUUAAAUCAUCUUCAGGAUAUGGUGGGAGCCUCAGUGUACUGAAAGGUCAAAUGAAUCAACCUCUUCCAAGUCAACACUGCUAAGUUUCCGCACACGCAUUGCAAUUUCACUUACAAGGAAAGAACUAAUAAAGUUGGACCAAAUGAAUGAAAA
Molecule: messenger RNA, 3830 nt
Organism: Perca fluviatilis (European perch)
Lineage: Eukaryota; Metazoa; Chordata; Actinopteri; Perciformes; Percidae
Gene: atl1
Product: atlastin GTPase 1
Exons: 14
Coding region: 194-1885 (563 amino acids)
Biological process (GO): endoplasmic reticulum organization; protein homooligomerization
Molecular function (GO): GTPase activity; GTP binding
Source: RefSeq, a predicted model, not a curated record